AACCCCGUAAGCCCCACCACUGGGCACGAUAGUUCCGGACGCCAGUUUGCAAUCGGUGUUGGGAAACGGGAUAUGAUGUUCAAGUAGUGGUCGUGGUGAUUCCAGCUCGUACCCGCCGUGUCCGCUCUUCUCGACCGACCGCGAGACCCCGAAACCGAUACGAUGGAUCCCUCUCUCUUGCCGCCAGACCCCUCAACUUUCCCGCCCGAGUACGUCAACGCGAGCAAUGCGGCCCGGAUCGUGGGGAUCGUGGGCUUUUUCCACUUCAUCGCCUUGACUUUCGUCUCCCUAAGGCUAUACGUCCGUCUGUUCAUGGUCAGGGCGUUCGGGGUCGACGAUGCGCUGAUUCUUGCGGCCUAUGCUCUCGCGCUCAUGUCAUGGAUCUGCUUGGUCCUCCAAAUACCUUACGGUCUGGGCCGCCACGGCCUGGUGGUACCAGUUGAGGAUCGGAUAAAGUUUGAGGAAAUUACUUUUUGGAAGACGGUCUUCUCGGACGGUUUUGCCAUGGGGUUGCUGAGAGUAUCCAUGGCUGUUAGUUUACUGCGGCUCAAAAAGGACUUGAAGUGGUAUCGGUGGUCGCUAUUUGCCAUCAUGGGUUUCGUCGUGGCGUACUCGAUCCAAGCGAUUGCCUGGUUAUUUGUUUACUGCACCCCCUUUUCGGGCUGGUGGGAGUUUCAAUGGAUGAACCCCUUUGACCCAAGGUGUCACGACUUCAACCUGUUUGUCAACCUCGUGUAUUGGAACAUCUCAUGCAACAUCUUCACCGAUGUGCUUCUGGGUGCUCUUCCCAUCCCCAUCAUCUGGACCCUCAAGAUGAAACUUCGCGUGCGGCUCUAUGUGAUUGGCAUUCUCAACCUGGGAUAUCUCGCUGUCUUGAUGGGCGUUCUCAAAGCGGUCUACAUGCUCACGACCGGCGGAGACCCCGACGCCAUCUUUGAUUACUGGGUUCAUUUCUGGCAGAAUCUCCAACUGAACAUCGGCAUCAUCGCCGCCUGCGCCUCGUUCCUCAAGCCCCUCGUCGGCCGCCUCCUCAAAAUCAACAGCUCGGUCGGCUACUCGUACCCGAGCACGCCGUACGGGCGCAGCGGGCGCACUCCCAUGGGCGUCGAGACGAUCGGCAGCAAGUACCCUAACCGGAGGCGGGCAGCGGACCAGAGCCACGAGGACGACUUCGAGCUGCGGACCAAGAAUAACGGCUCGCCGGUGGGGGAGACCCGGGUGGUGACGAGCGUCGAGGGCGCCCCGUCACGCAGGAACUCGCCGGACUACUCGGCCGAGAACGUGGCGCCGGACAACAACAGCGAGGAGAUCAUCCUGCAGAAGCAGGACACGGCUUAUGGGAUUAUGAUGACGAGGGACGUUAGUGUACGGUAUAGUAAUAAGGGAUGAUAGCAAUGAAUAUGGUGUACGGGUUAAAGGGCGGUCUGAUUGGAAUUUGGUGGGAUAAAUAUUGCAUAAUACCCAGGUCGAGAACACGGGACGGUACCUCCGGUAGUCAUGUCUACCUUGCUUUAGGCAGUUAGGUAGUUAUCCAUUCUUACCGAACUGCUCAUUUUCUCCCUUCAAGCUCAGGAUUAUCAAGAUUACAGUCAAGUGUCAAGGAAGCCCGAAACAAAGAACAACUUACUCCUCGGCCUCACAGGAAUUGGCAACUCCUCGAGCCAGACAC
This is a messenger RNA of Chaetomium fimeti, 1669 nucleotides long. RefSeq lists its product as uncharacterized. NCBI's taxonomy places the organism in Eukaryota, Fungi, Ascomycota, Sordariomycetes, Sordariales, Chaetomiaceae. The record is from RefSeq and is a predicted model, not a curated record. Bases 163 to 1389 code for a protein of 408 amino acids. The transcript is spliced from 6 exons.